GAGACACAAAGACUGCAGGUUCUUUCUACUGGUUCUCUCUCUCUCUACCUAUCUAGUUGUUCCCGUUUUUAAUUAUUUUGUAGCUCUCCUUUUUCUAUCAACUGUCUUGUCUGUCUGUCUUUUGCUCAAGUGCCCAAGGCUUCUCCACUGGUGUUAAACAAACUUUGCAGGCUUUCCUGUCAGAAGCCCCUCUCCCUCUCCCACCGAGGCAUCUGCCAAAUAUAUAAAAGAACCCUCAGAACUCUCUGAAAAAACUCUCUUAACACGCCCAACGCACCAAACAAAGCUUAACCAACCAGACCAAAACAGCCAACUAAAACCCCAUCCCCUCUCUCUCUCUCCAUGGACUUCCAUCUGAAGCAAUGGAGAAACCAGCAUGAGUCAGAGCAACAACAUUCUGCAAAGAUACCAAAACUUCUCCUUGAGCCCCAUCCGCAACAGCCACAACUAUCCGGCUCUGCUCUCCCCUUGUUUGUACCUGAACCCAGCAGCAAAAUCAGCUCCCUGUCAGCAUUUCCUGAUUCAACAUCAGCUGCUGCAACCAUAUUUCCUAGAAUGGGUAGUAGCUAUUUCAGCCUGGCCCAGUGGCAGGAGCUUGAGCUGCAGGCUUUGAUAUUCAGGUAUAUGUUGGCAGGUGCUGCUGUUCCUCCUGAACUACUUCAGCCAAUAAAGAAAAGCCUUGUUCACCCUACUCCAUAUUUUCUUCAUCACCCUCUUCAACAUUACUCGCAUUUUCAGCCUGCUUUAUUGCAAUCAGGCUACUGGGGGAGAGCCGCCAUGGAUCCAGAGCCCGGGCGCUGCCGGAGGACUGACGGCAAGAAGUGGCGGUGCUCGAGGGACGUGGUGGCCGGCCAGAAGUACUGCGAGCGCCACGUGCACCGAGGCAGAAACCGUUCAAGAAAGCCUGUGGAAAUCCCCACAUCCAUCAAUUCCUCUACUAGUGCUAUAGCUAGUGGUGGUGGGGUUCUCAAAACCACCAUCCCCGUUGCCUCCAUGCCCUUGGCCACGGUGGAUGGUGCGAACCACUUCGCUAUUUCAGGAACAUCUCAUUCCAACGAUCUCCUCCAUCUUAGUCACAGUUGCUCAGGGUCCAAAACUGAGAACAAGGGCCUCUUUGAAGCCCAAAAUGAUGCAGCCAAUGGUAAAUCAGAUGGCCAUAUCCUACGGCAUUUUUUCGAUGACUGGCCGCGAUCACUUCAAGAAUCCGAUAACGCUGGAAGGAAUGCCAGCCCCAUGAACUCCGCCACCUGCCUCUCAAUUUCGUCGUCCGAUGUGUCGCUGAAACUGUCUACUGGUAAUGGAGACGAGCCAGGCUCCAGGGAUGGCAAUGCAGAGCCAGAGCAACCGCAAAUGAAUUGGGCUGCAGGGUGGUCUACUAAUCAAGUGGCUUCAAUGGGGGGACCUCUUGCAGAGGCCUUGAGAUCUUCCACUUCCAAUUUAUCGCCCACGAGUGUUCUUCAUCAAUUGCACCGUGCUCCAGCCUCUGAGGCUAGCUUUGUUGGCACGUAAAUUUAGUUGUUUUUUGAGUUAAAUAAUGCUAUUUUUCUCGUGUUUGUUUUUUUAGCAGUCUUAACAUACUUGUGAUAAUCUCUCUUGUAUAAAUUGCGUGGACGUUGUUAUUUGAAAAAAGGAACGAGUUGGGACCAUGAUGGCCUAUGGGAUGAUGCCCGUACAAUCUACAAGGAAAAAGUAGGCGAGCACAAGUGCGGCCUAAUAUCUUGCAUUUAAUCAGAUAACGCAACUCAUAAAUAUCAGGACAUUAACAUUGUUAGUGCAGCGCUUCACAUAAAAAUAAAAAU
This is a messenger RNA of Juglans microcarpa x Juglans regia, 1799 nucleotides long. Its product is annotated as growth-regulating factor 3. Gene Ontology annotation, molecular function: ATP binding. The transcript has 4 exons. The record is from RefSeq and is a predicted model, not a curated record. Gene Ontology annotation, cellular component: nucleus. Gene Ontology annotation, biological process: developmental process; regulation of DNA-templated transcription; DNA-templated transcription. NCBI's taxonomy places the organism in Eukaryota, Viridiplantae, Streptophyta, Magnoliopsida, Fagales, Juglandaceae. The coding region runs from base 343 to 1509 and encodes 388 amino acids.